CAUGCAAAAGCUACCAACUGCUGUUUUCAUACAGUAGAGCAUCUUCAACCUGAGAGGCUGUUCGCCAAGAGAGGACCUGUCAAAUGUUAUGGUGGCUGAACCUCCUGGCCGCUGCAGGCCUGCUGGCAGAUUUGGGAGCAGAAAGUCUGGAAUUCACCAAUUUUGGAGUGAGGAACAUCAACUCCUGUCCCAUCACCUAUUACGGAGAGAAAUAUGACACAAUUUAUGUCGACUUCCUGGGCUCCAAGCUGUCGGUCUGCUUCAAGGGCAGAUACAAGCCUGCAACCAAGAACGACUGCAUCAUGAUGUCCAGGGGAACGGCCAGCAGCGGAGACCUGACCGUGCUGACCAGGGAGAUACCCACCAGCUCUGGCGUCCAUAAAAUGUUCCCCGACCUGAAAUAUCCCGGGAGAUGUGUGAAUGUGAUUCCACUGGCCGACCAUGCUCAGUCGCCAAUUAAACAAAUUGAACUUGGCAACUUCGGGUCUCAAGCUAUUCUGGCAAUCAAGACCUUUUCUGGCUACACCAACAACUGGCUCAUGGCAGACACUCUGGUUGAUGGUCAUUCGGUCGACACACACAGAUUCCCGAGAAACGACACAAGUGUGGGAGUUAUUGCUGACAUGAGUGGUUGCCGACUGUCAGGUUUCGUAUACAAGUCCAACACAACACUGUUUGACGCCAGAAUCUGCUCCACGGUGAGCUGCGAUGUGGACGGAAACGCUUCAGCUGUCAGUGGGUGUGGCCCGAUGGAGAACUGUGACGGUGCCGGGAGCUGCUUCCUGAACACCGUGUGCACCAUCAGCGCCUCGAACGUGAUAGACUUCAGCGGCCAGUCCCACUCGGCCCCUGACCGCUGCGGAUACUCUCUCUUCCAGUCUCCUUCACUCCCCAACCUGCAGGUGUGGGGGGUUUUUAAGGAGCGUUGGCGCGCAGAUGUCAGCAUGUUGGACCAUAUCAUCAUCCACCUGGUUCAAGAAGAUGUGGACAUCACUCUGGAGCAAGGAGGAAGGGUUUUGCUGGGUGACACUGAGCUGACCCUCAGCUCAGCUGCAACAGUCGUCCACGGGGUGGAGCUUUACAGGAACCAGUUCGGCGUGACCGCGAUGGCCGCUACUGCCGAUUAUGACGUCUCCAUUUUCUUUGAUGGCAACACUGCGCAGAUUAACAUGGAAGGGCCAAGUGGGGAACCAGAGAUUCACGGAUUAUGUGCUGAAGGGAACUUUGUGGCGGAGAAAGUUGCUGCCCUCAGCGAGUCUGGAUGCGAGAUCCAACACAUGGAAGAGGACAACAGCACCAUCGACUGUGCUGCCGGAACUGACUGGUGCAACCAACUGACUCGCGGCCCCUUCACUCCCUGCCACCGUCACGUUGAUCCGACGCCGUUCGUCUCCAUCUGCAAGGACACGCUGUGUUCGCACCCAUCUGUAGGCAACCUGAAGUGUCAGUUCAUGGAGGCCUACAGCCGGGCCUGCCAGCUCCGUGGCAACUUCACCGUCAACAACUGGAGGGCCGACACCAUCUGCGUUGCUGCUCCAGAGCCGUUCUGCCCGGACAAAUACUGCAGUAGUCAUGAGUUCUGUGGUGAGAGACACAGUGGCGAUGAGAAGAUCUGCCUCUGUCGAGCCAUUUUCGCUUCCAAGUACAGACCAACCAGGUCCUUCGGAGAACCGACAGAAUGUGAGCGACAGUCUGGUCAGGUGAAUAUGGCGCGUUGUCUUCUGGAGGAGAGAAGCAUCAACUUCAAAACUUUGCACCUCAACGACCAAAACUGCAGAGGAGUUUUGAACAAAAAGACCCACAUGGUGACGUUUGGCUUCAAUAGCAGCAACGCUUGCGGAACUGUUGUCAAGACCAAGGGCAAUCAAAUCAUCUACAAGAAUUCUAUCAUGACACGGAACGUCACGGCGCCCGGGAAAAUCAUCCGCCACAACUACUUAGAGGUGGACUUCUCCUGUUUCCUCACUCAGCCUGACGUCCAGACCUGGGCCAUCAAAGUCAAAGAGAACUCAGCCUUCCACAUGCUCUCGGCUGGAGAGUUCGAUUAUUCUCUGACCAUGACUUUGUACACCGACCCUCAAAGAAAGAAACCUUAUCAGAAGGAUGAGGAUAUUGGGCUGGAUGAGAAGGUCUGGGUGGAGCUGAAAACCAACGGCCUGGAUGAGAAACUGAUUUCUGUGGUGACUGAGAACUGCUGGGCGACAGCUGAGCCUUUGUCAAACGCGACUCUGAGAUACGACCUCAUCAUCCACGGCUGCCCAAAUCCUGAUGACUGGACUGUGAAGACGCAUGGGAAUGGAGACGGAACAUCCAACUAUUUCUCUUUCGAUGUCUUCCGAUUCACUGGCUAUGACAGCGCUGUUUUCUUGCACUGUAUCGUCGAGCUGUGUGUCAAGAGCGGCAACAACUGCAUCCCGCAAUGCAACCAUGGCAACAGGGAGCGCAGAUCUGUCGAUGAACCCAGUUAUGAUCCGGCUUUGAUCACCAUGGCCUUGAUUCAUUAGACGUUCGCAGAUGGAUGUGAAGCGAACCCACUGCUGCUGUCACUGGUGUUGGAAUAAAAUCAUUCUCCUUCUGGAACGAAAGUGCUACUUUUCCUGUCAACAAAGCAAAUAAACAUUGACUU
Synchiropus splendidus (mandarinfish) is the source of this 2626-nucleotide messenger RNA. RefSeq names its product alpha-tectorin-like. The record is from RefSeq and is a predicted model, not a curated record. NCBI's taxonomy places the organism in Eukaryota, Metazoa, Chordata, Actinopteri, Syngnathiformes, Callionymidae. The coding region runs from base 84 to 2504 and encodes 806 amino acids. The transcript is spliced from 19 exons.